CCAGCCGAACCCGCCCGGCACGCGAGCUUCCCGGGGGUGCAAGCAGCCCCCACCAACUGUCCAUGUGACCGAGAGCGUCUGUGCCCCCAGCCCUUCCGCGCCCGCCGUCCGUCCGAGCGCCACCCUUCCGGCGUGACCCAGGGGCUGCCCUGAUGGACCCGGCCCUCUUUCGGAUCCGUCAUUCUGUCUGUGGCCUUCCGUUUCUCCUGGUCUCCGCGCCCGUGCUCUUUGAUUAUGCCUUUCAGCGCGUCCCCCGCUGUUCACACUCUCCCUGGGUGAAGCUUGGGCAGAGUCCCGAGCGACCGAGUUUGGGGUGGGGCUGCAGAGACAGGUCCUGCGAUUUCCGCAGAGGCUCCUGUGCGAGCCGCUCAGAAAGGCCUCUCCAGCCUCAGUACCUGCGAACCCGGGUUAGGUCAGACGGCGGAGGCCAGGGCUGUGGCAGUCGGAGGGGCGUCCUCGUGUGCUAGCCGGGGCCCACCGCAGGCUGCUUUCGCAGGACCCGCCCUCUUUCCCUCGUUCUUUCGUUCAUUCAAUAGCCUCUCAAGAAAACACCAUGAAAAAUACUGAUAUCAAGAGACUACUGUAUACCCAUCUUUUAUGCAUAUUUUCAAUUAUCCUAAGCAUCUUCAUUCCAUCAUUCUUCUUGGAGAACUUCUCAAUAUUGGAAACACACUUGACAUGGUUGUGCAUCUGUUCUAUUUUUGUAACUGCCGUCAAUCUAGUAUUAUAUUUAGUAGUGAAACCAAAUGCAUCCUCUAAAAGAAGUUCAUUGUCAUACAAGGUAACCAGGUUUUUGAAAUGCUGUAUCUACUUUCUUAUGUCAUGUUUCUUCUUUCAUGUAAUUUUUGUUCUAUAUGGAGCACCGCUCAUAGAGUUGGUGUUGGAAACAUUUUUAUUUGCAGUUAUUUUGUCCACCUUUACUACUGUACCUUGUUUGUGUUUGUUAGGACCAAACCUCAAAGCAUGGCUAAGAGUUUUCAGUAGAAAUGGAGUUACAUCCAUUUGGGAGAACAGUCUUCAGAUCACUACAAUUUCUAGCUUUAUAGGAACGUGGCUCGGAGCCUUUCCUAUUCCACUCGAUUGGGAGAGACCAUGGCAGGUAUGGCCCAUCUCCUGUACGCUUGGAGCGACCUUUGGCUACGUGGCUGGCCUUGUGAUUUCACCACUCUGGAUAUACUGGAAUAGAAAGCAACUUACAUACAAGAACAAUUAAUUGGAGCAAAGGGAGAAGAUAUUUCUUUGUGCAGAUUCCAUAAAGACUGUGCGGAAAUAUAUAUGGUCUAAGCCAGGCAGUCCCAUUUACAGCACUGUUUUUUAUGUAGUUACAACAUGGUGUGAUUGUAGCUUUUUAAACUAUGAAACCCCUGAGAGAUUGUACCUUCUAGUUGAAAUAAAGUAUUUAUAAUAGAUUGUGGCU
Ailuropoda melanoleuca (giant panda) is the source of this 1417-nucleotide messenger RNA. RefSeq names its product phosphatidylinositol glycan anchor biosynthesis class F (gene PIGF). Gene Ontology annotation, biological process: GPI anchor biosynthetic process. The transcript is spliced from 6 exons. NCBI's taxonomy places the organism in Eukaryota, Metazoa, Chordata, Mammalia, Carnivora, Ursidae. Gene Ontology annotation, cellular component: endoplasmic reticulum membrane. The record is from RefSeq and is a predicted model, not a curated record. The coding region runs from base 554 to 1213 and encodes 219 amino acids.